Austrofundulus limnaeus is the source of this 3702-nucleotide messenger RNA. RefSeq names its product ATP-binding cassette, sub-family B (MDR/TAP), member 7 (gene abcb7). The record is from RefSeq and is a predicted model, not a curated record. Gene Ontology annotation, molecular function: ATP binding; ATP hydrolysis activity; ABC-type transporter activity. The transcript has 16 exons. Gene Ontology annotation, cellular component: mitochondrial inner membrane. Gene Ontology annotation, biological process: intracellular iron ion homeostasis; transmembrane transport. The coding region runs from base 343 to 2583 and encodes 746 amino acids. NCBI's taxonomy places the organism in Eukaryota, Metazoa, Chordata, Actinopteri, Cyprinodontiformes, Rivulidae.
GAUGAAAAGAUUUUCGUGCUAAAGCCAGUUAGCGUUUCCUCUUACCUACUGACCCCGUUUGUGUUGUCUAACAACCGAGACAACGUGCUCUUCCGUUUAGCUUAAACGCUAGAUUUACAACUUACGCGCCUAGCAUGAAGACAGAAAGUUGAAAAAAGGCACACAAAAAAUGUAAACAAUGAACCGAGCGAUGUUGACGUCAAUUUAACAACUAUUAAACAUAUAACAACGUGGCGUCGUGCUCCACUGUUUGCCCGCUAGCCGCUCUCUCUGUCGCUGGUUGAUGAAGCCCGGAUGUGACGUAGCCGGUGUGUUGACGAAACGUCUUCCUCUUUCCUCAACAUGGCGCCGAUGUUGGCGCCGCUAAAAUGCGGCUUGAAUGUCCAAAGACGACAAUUAGCGUUUCUCAUUCGUCAGACGAGUUCAUAUCACUUUUGGAAUAAAAGCUGCAGGGAAGACAGGUUUAAAAACAAGCGGCAGGAAACAUUUGUGCUAAGCUCCCUUCCAAMCCUACGAACAGCAACAUGGAGCACAAACAGAACAGAAAACAGCCGUCAGAUUUUAGAGGCAGCAAAGCAUCUGCAGGUGAUGGACAAACGGACAUGUUGGCACGGAAAUGCAGGUGGAGGUCUAAGUGCAGACCCAAAAAAUGUGCUGAAGGAGGUGAAUUCAGCCAAGAUUCUUUCUGCUAUGCUGGCUUAUGUUUGGCCAAAAGAUAGACCAGACCUGCGGGCCCGUGUUGCCAUCUCUCUAGGCCUGCUUGCUGGAGCCAAGCUCACCAGCGUAAUGGUGCCCUUCAUGUUUAAAUAUGCAGUGGACGAGCUUAACCAGAUGUCGGGGCACAUGCUGAACCUGAAUGACGCGCCAAGCACCGUGGCUACCAUGGCGACGGCCAUGCUGAUUGGCUAUGGUGUCUCACGGGCCUGUUCAGCUCUCUUCAACGAGCUGAGGAACAUGGUGUUCGGCAAAGUGGCCCAGAGCUCAAUUCGCCGCAUUGCCAAGAAUGUCUUUCUGCACCUGCACAAUCUGGACCUGGGGUUCCACCUCAGCCGCCAGACAGGGGCGCUGUCCAAGGCUAUUGACCGCGGGACACGGGGCAUUUCAUUUGUCCUCAGUGCUCUUGUUUUCAAUCUAGGACCGACGACCUUCGAGAUGGGCCUCGUCACUGCUAUUUUGUAUUAUAAGUGCGGUGGACAGUUUGCAGCAGUGGCCUUGGGCACCUUAUCAGCGUACACACUUUUCACCAUUCUUGUUACUCAGUGGAGGACUCAGUUUCGUAUCCAGAUGAACAAAGCUGACAAUGAAGCAGGCAACGCAGCUAUUGAUUCACUGCUCAACUAUGAGACAGUAAAGUACUUCAAUAAUGAGAAGUACGAAGCUGAAAGGUAUGAUGAAUUCCUGAAGAUCUAUGAGUCAUCCUCUUUAAAAACCACGUCCACACUCGCCCUACUCAACUUUGGCCAGAGUGCCAUCUUCAGCGUCGGCCUCACUGCAAUCAUGUUGCUGGCCAGUAAAGGCAUCACAGCAGGCACCAUGACCGUGGGUGACCUGGUGAUGGUGAACGGCCUGCUCUUCCAGCUCUCCCUUCCGCUCAACUUCCUGGGAACAGUGUACAGAGAAACCAGGCAGGCUCUCAUAGACAUGAACACGCUUUUCACUCUGCUCAGCAUCGACACAAAGAUCAAGGAGAAGGAUCUCGCUCCACCAUUACAGGUCACACCACAGGAGGCCACCAUUCGCUUCGAGGAUGUCUACUUUGAAUACCUGGAGGGCCAGAAAGUUUUAAACGGAGUGUCCUUUGAGGUGCCUGCUGGGAAGAAGGUGGCUAUAGUUGGCGGCAGUGGGUCAGGGAAGAGCACUGUGGUGCGGCUGCUGUUCCGUUUCUAUGAACCCCAGCGCGGUAAUAUUUACAUCGCGGGACAGAAUAUCCGAGAAGUGAGCCUGGACAGCCUGAGGAAGGCUUUGGGGGUCGUACCUCAGGAUGCCGUUCUGUUCCACAACACCAUCUUCUACAACCUGCACUACGGCAACAUCAACGCUACAGCAGAGGAGGUGUACCAAGUGGCACGUUUAGCAGGCCUUCAUGAUGCUAUCCUCAGGAUGCCCCAUGGCUAUGACACUCAGGUUGGAGAGCGAGGCCUCAAGCUGUCAGGUGGGGAGAAGCAACGCGUCGCCAUCGCCCGCGCCAUACUGAAGAACCCACCCAUCCUCCUGUACGACGAAGCAACAUCGUCCCUCGACUCCAUCACCGAAGAGACCAUCCUGAGMUCAAUGAAGGAGAUGGUAAAGGACAGGACGUCACUGUUCAUCGCUCAUAGGCUUUCCACGAUCGUAGACGCAGACGAAAUUAUAGUGCUCAGUCAGGGCAAGGUGGCCGAGCAAGGCAGCCACCACGCCCUCCUGAACACCCCAGGCAGCUUGUACGCCGAUCUGUGGAACGCUCAGAACAGCAAAAUCCUGAACAGCGGCAAGAUUUCGCCCGAGCCGCCGGCCGAGCGUCUGUCCCAGAAGGAGGAGGAGAGGAAGAAACUACAGGAGGAGAUCUUGAACAGUGUGAAGGGCUGUGGGAACUGCUCCUGCUGAGAGAAGCUGCCAUGUUUCCUCAUCCCUCACAGAUGUCCCAUGCUGGAAUCCUUCAGUCUGUGCAGUUUGGAGAGAACACAGGGGUGGAAGGUGGGGGGUUGGUUCCCAUUUUUUAUCUAGACCCCCYUUAGUGUGACUCUCUUUCCUUCUCUUUAUGUGAAUCAAGGCCACUCCAGGUCAAAAUGAAGGCGGAGCAGAACAAGGAGCAAGUGUUUGUUUAGCUCUGGCUGGUGGCCAGAGAUGGAGCUUGUGUGGCAGUUUGUCUGAGCUGAAGCAGCAGAGAACUGGUGUAUCACAUACGUGUGUUUAAGACAUCUGUUCGUCAACAUGGCGGUCCUCCURCUCUUCAUUUCUGACGUCUGCUUUAUUGACAUCUUCCUUUUGCACUGGAAACAUGGAAUGACUCGCAUAUGCCUUCAUGUUGCCACGAAAUUUGUAUCGAUUUAUUUUUUUUAAAUUAUUCGUGAAAUAAACUGAGCUUCCAGUUUGCAUUUAUAUCAAAGGUGUAUCAUAGUUUGUUCCACAGUUUGGGGACCCCAGAUAAAAUCCCCAGCUAUAAAACAGUUUUAACACUAUCUUCUAAAGCAGAUUUAUUCAUAAUAUUUAUAGCCUUCUGUAAUUGUUUAAAUUUUUUUUGUCUUUAAUUUUGGGGAACAACAAUCGAGAGACAGUUGCACUGAAUAUAUCCGAAUUUUUGGAGAUGGAAAAAAGCAGGAAAAUAGAAAGUGUCUCAGUUGUCCACCAUAAUAAUUAGAUCCAGAACGAGUAAACAUUCAAAAAUCCACURUAUUUAAAUCACUUCUGGAUGUUUUUUUUAAUUAAAAAAAAUAAGAGGUUUAAGUAUCUUAAAACYUUUUAGAUUGUGUCCUCCUCUAAAAGGUUAAAAAUAAAAGUUGGAACAGGUCUGUCCUCAUUUUCUGAAAGCUGUUUUGGCUGUAACAAUCCCCAUUCCACCCCCUUUUUAAAAAAAUCUUUCUGUUCUGUUGUAUCUAUAAAUGGUGAACUAAUAUUUGGGAGUUUUGUACAAGACAUAAUGGUGAGGCCUUUUUUGUAGUUGGAUGUAUAAUAAUGUAUAUUGUACAUUAACUAAAUAAAGUUUUCCCACAGUUUUUCAUCUUA